AUGAUUCCGCUAGCGACCGCGAAGUAUGACUGGAUCCUGGCUAUUACCACCAUCGCUUUCGUCUUGAGUUCUUUCGGUAACGGUGCCAACGAUGUCGCCAACGCCUAUGCCACCUCCGUCGCGGCCCGGACCCUCAACAUGGCCACGGCCGGUGUCCUGGCUAUCUUCACCGAAUUCAUCGGCGCUGUAGCCAUGGGCAAACGAGUCACUGAUACAAUCAAGAACGGAAUUAUCGACAUCAACCGUUACAAUGGCAAGCCUGGUGCCCUCAUGCUGGCCAUGGGCUGUGCUGAGAUUGGCAGCGCUUCAUGGUUGAUCUUCGCAACUAAAAUGGGCUGGCCUGUCUCGACCACGCAGACUAUCGUCGGCUCCCUCAUCGGUGUUGGUUUUGCGUCCCAGUCUGAUAUCAACUGGGCCUGGUCUGAGGGCAGUGUCUCCCAGGUUGCUGCAUCUUGGGGUAUUGCCCCUCUCGUGGCAGGUGGAUUCUCGGCUAUCAUCUUCGGCACUGUCAAGUACAGUGUCCUUGAACGCGCAGAUCCCUUCUUGUGGGGUAUGCGUUUGAUUCCAUGGUACCUUGCCCUGACAGGUGCCAUCCUAGCCCUUUUCAUCGUCAUCGAAGCCCCUACCGCCCCCUCAUUGGAAGAGUUUGGCGGUGGCAAGGCAGCUGGCAUUAUCCUCGGUGUGUUCUUCGGCUGCCUCCUCAUCGGCUAUGUUUUCUUCAUACCCUAUUUCAAGCGCCGUAUCGUCCAUAACGAUGCCCGCGUCAGAUUCUACCACAUCCCCCUUGGCCCUUUACUGCUGAAGCCAAACCCCCCUCUCUACUUCCCCGGAAAGGGCGAAGUUUCUGUGAUCAACUACUAUGAGGAUGCUUACGGCGAAGUGCGCGCUGGCCAAGCAGACGCAGCCAAGGAAAACGUUACAUCAAACGCAGACUCUAUCAUGCCCACUCCAGAAAUCAAAGCAAUGUCCGAUCCAGCAAAGUUUGGAGAUGAUGAGGAGAAGGUCGCACCGGUACCUCAGCCACGCAAGAAGCACCUCGAGCCAACUGAACGUUUCAUCGACCCCGUCCGAGAGCUGUCCUGGGUCAAUCCCCAAAAAGCCUAUGGUUAUCUGAAAUACAUUCUCUUUCAGGGUGUGACCCGUGAUGUGGUUAGCCACGACUCGCCCGAGCUGCGCGCAAUCCACGCACGUGCCCACCGCUAUGACGACCGCGUCGAACAUCUCUGGACCUACUGCCAGGUUGUCUCGGCAAUGAUGAUGUCAAUUGCACACGGUUCCAAUGAUGUGGCCAACGCUGUUGGACCCUGGGCUGCUGUUUACAGCACCUACCAUGCUGGCGUUGUCGAAACUAAGUCACCUACCCCCACUUGGUUCUUGGUUGUUGCUGGUCUCCUGCUCGGUCUUGGAUUCUGGUUCUUCGGUUACCACAUUGUUCGUGCCCUUGGAAACAAGAUCACACAGAUGUCCCCCACUCGUGGCUUCAGUGUUGAGCUUGGAGCAGCUAUCUCUGUACUUUUGGCUUCAAGACUUGGCCUGCCCGUUUCCACAACUCAGUGCUUGACUGGCGCCUCUUUGGGCGUUGCUCUCAUGAAUUAUGAUCUUGGCGCUGUCAACUGGAAGCAACUUUGCUUCAUCUUCGGUGGCUGGGUCUUGACUUUGCCUUGUGCCGGAUUGGUUUCGGGACUGCUUUGCGUGAUGGCAUUGAAUGCUCCUCACUUGUAA
Messenger RNA from Penicillium vulpinum, 1722 nucleotides. Its product is annotated as inorganic phosphate transporter. Lineage: Eukaryota; Fungi; Ascomycota; Eurotiomycetes; Eurotiales; Aspergillaceae. Gene Ontology annotation, biological process: phosphate ion transmembrane transport. The coding region runs from base 1 to 1722 and encodes 573 amino acids. The record is from RefSeq and is a predicted model, not a curated record. The transcript has a single exon. Gene Ontology annotation, cellular component: membrane.